AUGGCCUUUGUAUAUGGUCUGCUGCUGAGGUGCACCUCUUUGGUGGGGAAGUGUGCAGCAAAACUUCCUGCUUAUUUCCUUGUAAUCUGCUUCAACGCGGGAUUCGGCAAGAGCCUGGUAAUCCAGGACUGCUUACUACACAUCGACCGAUACUCCUUCUAUUUCCGAUUACAACAGCCCAUCGACAGUCUACUAUGUCAUCUGAAUCCAGCACCCUCAGUUCGCAUGGUCCUCUGCUGGCUCAAGGACCACGCAGACAGUCCUUUCCCCAUGAAUGAAUUCACCAAGGCCAUUGGUUACGAUCUACAGGGAUCUCACGUUUUACUACAGCACAUUGCGCACAUCAGGCCGUUCUGGAAGCACGGCCUGCCAUCAACCCAUCGACGACGCCACCAACUUUAUGUUGGAGACUUGCAACCACGCCUGACCAAAGAUCUGAAGCGGGUGGGAAGGCUCAUUGCGUUCGUGAGGGCAGAAGUCCAGGUCUUUUGCACCCGACCGUCGCGCAUGCCGGUCCACGACACCGGUUUCACUCUUGGCUUGCUCAAACAGCUCGAGAUAGCUCUGCAACACCUGCUGAACCAAAUUGACUCCUUACCCAACGAAGAGCCCGCGCCGCCUGAGCAUGCACGGGACAAAGCUGUACAAGACCGUCAGAACGCAAGCCAAGACAGACGCACCUUACACCACGAAGGAUGUCGCAAAGACAAGCCCAGUAAACAAGUCCGCUUCGCUGGAAUCCUGCAGGCGCAAAAGAUCUCUCUAAUCAGACCGGAUCAAGCACCGGCCAUCGUCACCCAAUUCAAACCACACCGAUGUACCUGCGACCAGUCGUUCUGCCAAUGCCCCGAAAAGACAACCAGCCCUGUCAUGCGUGUGGAUUCCGCGAUGUCCAUCAGAUGA
Messenger RNA from Zasmidium cellare ATCC 36951, 903 nucleotides. RefSeq lists its product as uncharacterized. The record is from RefSeq and is a predicted model, not a curated record. Bases 1 to 903 code for a protein of 300 amino acids. NCBI's taxonomy places the organism in Eukaryota, Fungi, Ascomycota, Dothideomycetes, Mycosphaerellales, Mycosphaerellaceae. The transcript is spliced from 2 exons.